AUGGGCGGGCGUUACAUAGUGGGUGGCAGUCGAGGCGACAUCCUGGUGGUACGAGACGCGCGGCCCGAUGAUGGUAGCUCGUACUCCUGUGAGGCACAACACACCCUGACCGGAGAGAAGAGACGAAGCUCACCAGCCAUGGUCACUGUUUCACACGCAACCUCGAGUAUGGCGCCGAGAAUGUUGACUGUGUCAGAGGAUGAGACAGUUCCACAGGGCGGUGAUAUCAGAUUGGUGUGCUGUGCAGUUGGUAGUCCACCUCCAACUUACAGCUGGUUUCGCCAUUCAAACGGCCGCUUAAGCCCUGUAUCGAACAGUAUUAGGAUCUCAGUCUCAGAUCAGGUGCUGAUUAUCCGACGCGCACAGUUGUCUGAUGGUGGAGUUUGGACCUGCAGAGCACACAAUCAGUUUGGUGAGCAGAGAAAGGACGCCAGACUGAGAAUACGUUCAAGGCUGGUUGUGAGCGUACAUCCACAGUUGCAGUGGGUGACGUUGCAAAAAUUGAAAAAUAAGUAUGCAGAGCACAAUCGCGGAGGCGAGACACAUCGCUCCAAUGUGAUCCCGGCCACGCGCUCAUCGAAUAUAGACAAGCACAAGCGAGGCGCCGAAGUCAGCGGUUGUAAGCUGUUCCUUAAUUUUAUACAUGAAACAUAG
Arctia plantaginis is the source of this 654-nucleotide messenger RNA. The record is from the annotation of a GenBank genome assembly. NCBI's taxonomy places the organism in Eukaryota, Metazoa, Arthropoda, Insecta, Lepidoptera, Erebidae.